This is a messenger RNA of Stegodyphus dumicola, 1581 nucleotides long. RefSeq lists its product as uncharacterized. The record is from RefSeq and is a predicted model, not a curated record. NCBI's taxonomy places the organism in Eukaryota, Metazoa, Arthropoda, Arachnida, Araneae, Eresidae.
CCCCAUACACCCCGUGUUAAAACACGGUAAUCUUUUUCGUACAAAUAAUAGAGGGCGCUGUCAGCGCAUAUGCCCCAUCGAAAUCAGGUAGACGUUUGUUUACAAUCGUUGACAUCUGUCACUUGCUAUCUUCCUAUUAAAGAUCGAAUCAUUACUGCUACUUUUAAUGCUGUAAGUGAGCUAAUAAUUUUACACAAUAAUCUUGGGUAUUCUUUUUUGUUGUGAGCUGCUGAAACGUAAUUUGAUAUGUCGGCAAAACUCUCACGAAAGUGUUUUGUUCCCGGCUGUAUAUCUGGUCACCAAAAUGCCACAAAAGCAUCACUGUUUAAAGUUCCCAAAGACGAAAAUCUUCGUCGAGAAUGGGCGAAAAGAAUCUCCAGAGGAGAUACAGAACUAUCGAUUCACCACAGUGUGUGUGAACUGCAUUUUGAAGAACAUUUUAUUGAGAAAUAUUAUCAUCAUAUUGUUAACGGUGAGGAAAUAAAAAUUCCAAGAGGUAAACCACUGCUUAAACCUGAAGCAAUACCUAGCAUAUUUCCGAAUGCUCCAAAAAAAUUAGUCAGUAUCAUUGAAAAAAAUAAUGAAUUCAUUGCAGAUGUUUUCAUGUGUGGCCAAAAAACCCAAUCUGUUACUUUUAAUGCUGUGAGCGAGCUGAUGUACAGUAAAAAGUGUGCAAUUAAAAUUAAUGAGUCUGCAACAUGUGUGCAUUGUAAAUAUGUAAAUAGAUUACUGAAAAAAAAAAUUUGUAAAAAUAAUUAUUUGAAAUCAAAAUUAAGCAAUAAUAGAAAAAACAAAUUGAUAUGUUGUUUAAGAAAAAAAAUUACAGAGUUAUCCUUAAAACUGAAGGAACAAAAAACAAAUGAAAUGGGCACUUCUGUUGUUGCCUCAAAUCCGAAGCAAUUACUUGCUAUAAAUGCUUUUAAUAAUGCCUCCAAACGUAAAAGUACUCAAGGUAUGAUUUAUGAUCCAAAAUGGUUAAUUGAAUGUAUAAUAAUGAGAAUGAAAGGACCAAAACUUUAUGAACAUAUCCGUGAAAAUAAAAUUCUGAUUGUGCCUGGAAAGAACUGCCUACAAAGAUAUGUUAAAAAUUACCGCAGUGGAUUUGGUUUCUGUGAUUCUGUUUUUCAGGCAAUCAAAGUGAAAACUCAAAGCAUGGAACCAUAUUUUCUCCAUGGUGGUAUAUUGAUAGAUGAAAUGAAGUUAUCUGAAAAUUUGCACGUGAGUUCAGAUGGUCAAAUUGAAGGAUUUGUGGACUUGGGAAAUUUUCAAAAUGGAAAAAAGCAAAGCAAUCAUGGAUUAGUAUUCCUAUUUCAACCAUUUGUGGGUGACUGGAAGCAGAUUGUUGCAGUUUUUGCCACAUGCAACAAUAUUAAAGGAACCUUGCUUGCUGACUUGAUAAUAGAAGCAACAAUUUUGUUAGAAAAUGCAGGUCUGUAUGUAGAUUUUAUAACUUGUGAUGGGGCUACGUGGAAUAAAGUAAUGUGGAAGAAAUUUGGUAUAGGUACUCAAUCAGAUAAUACAACUGAAUAUCAGAUAAAUCAUCCAUGUGAUGAAAACACGCAAGUUAAAUUUUAUAUCUGA